AUGCUGAUCGGGUGCCACUCGGCCGAGCGCCUUACGCUGCGCGCUCUUCGGCGGCUCGACACCGUUCGCGCUCUCGAGUCGCUCCCGCGCGACGGGACGACCGCACUACUGCCUAACGAACUUGCUUUCCUGGGAGACGAUGUUAAAGGAUGGCCGCGCCGGCGUGUCCGCGGCCCGCGCGCUGCCGCAACGGUUAACGUACGAGUACAUAAUAAAACCUGUCUAACGUAUGAUAUGAAUGCGGGGCGCGCGCCGCGGCGCCCGCCGCCGCCUCCCAGUGCGCGGCGGCGGCGCGGCCGGGAGCCGCACGGGCUCCCGACUAACCUACACUUACAACGCUACAAGCUU
Molecule: messenger RNA, 348 nt
Organism: Iphiclides podalirius (scarce swallowtail)
Lineage: Eukaryota; Metazoa; Arthropoda; Insecta; Lepidoptera; Papilionidae
Source: the annotation of a GenBank genome assembly